Spirodela intermedia is the source of this 1530-nucleotide messenger RNA. The record is from the annotation of a GenBank genome assembly. NCBI's taxonomy places the organism in Eukaryota, Viridiplantae, Streptophyta, Magnoliopsida, Alismatales, Araceae.
AUGGCAGGAGGAAAGGACGGAGUGGUCCAGAGGGUGAUUCGUGAGGUGAGCGCCGGGACCGGGUUCCCAAUGCUCACCAAGACCAACUACUCCGACUGGGCACUGCUCAUGAAGGUCAAGCUCAGAGCCCGGUUGCUCUGGACCGCCAUUGAGAAAGGGGGCGUCGAACCCCACGAAGACAUGCAGGCGCUUGACGCGCUCUGCAGCGCCGUGCCGUCGGAAAUGUGGCCGGUGAUCGCGAACAAGGAGACGGCCAAGAAGGCCUGGGAGGCUAUCGCCACCAUGCGGAUCGGCGAUGACCGCGUAAAGAAAGCGUCGGCUCAGAACUUGCGGCGGCAGUUCGACUCGGCGACGUUCAAGGAGGGAGAGUCUGUUGAGGACUACGCGCUGCGUCUCAACAGCAUGGCGUCGACUCUCAACACCCUCGGCGACAAGGUCGAAGAGACGCAGGUAGUGAAGAAGAUAAUCCGCAGUGUUCCCCAGCAUUUCAGGCAGAUCGUGGUCGCGAUCACGAUGCUGCUCGACGUGUCGACGCUCACUGUCGCGGAUUUGACGGGUCGGCUCAAGGCGGCGGAGGAUGCCUUCGAGGAACUGCCGUCGGCUAUGCACCACGACGGCAAGCUGCACCUGACUGAGGAAGAGUGGGAUGCACGGCGGAGGAAGCGUGAUAAUGAGAAAACUAGUGGUGGAGGUAGCAGCAGCGUGACGCACCGUGUCAGACAUGGGCGCGGGCGCGGGCGCGGCCGUGGCAGCGACAAGGGCUCGUCAUCAGGCGGCAUGACGGGCAACUCAGGCCGGCCCAGAGGUGAUGAGUGCAAGAGAUGCGGGAAGCUGGGCCACUGGGCCCGCGAGUGCCGCUCCAAGCCCAAGAAAGAGCAGGCCCACGUCGUCCAGAAUGAGGAGGAGGCCUCGCUCCUUCUCGUGAAGUCAACGACGGCCAGAUCGACGGUGCCGCCACCAACCUCCACUCCACCACGUUUUGCUGCGACUCCGCAGGCAGAGGAUUGGCUCCGGCGUGCAAGCCCACCGCCGCCGGGAGCAAAAGGGGUCCCCGUCAAUGGAGGGGCCGCCAAAGAAGAGCGGAAGCCAGGCGCCCAGACCCAGAUCCACCUGCGGGAAGAGAAGAUGUUCGCCCACCUUGAAGAGGAGGAGCUGCGUGAUGAGGAGGCAUGGGUCGUGGACAUGGGCGCCACGAACCACAUGUCGGGUUCCCGUACAGCUUUCACCGAGCUGGACACGAAGGUACUUGGGACAGUGCGGUUCGGCGACGACUCGGUGGCGCAGAUUGAAGGCCGGGGGGCAAUCGUGUUCCUGUGCAAGAACGGCGAGCACCGGUCCUUCGCGGGGGUGUAUUACAUUCCCCGACUGACGACGAACAUCGUCAGCAUCGGCCAACUCGAUGAGGCCGGGUACCAUAUCGACAUCGAGAAGGGGGCGAUGAAGAUCCAUGAGCCAGGCGGACGGCUCCUAGCAAAGGUCAUGCGCGGAGAGAACAGGCUGUACAUUCUCCACGCCAAGCUGGUUCGGUAG